GCCGCCUGAUCUCCGCGGCGCCCACUCCAGCUGCCACCUCCUCCCCCGAGAGGGCUGCGCGGGCGGGAAGACGCCCAGACGCCAGCUUCGGUCCCCCUUCAGUCUCUCGGUUCCUCUUUCCUCCCAAGUAAGGGAAUAAGCCGCGAGGAAAGAGCGCCCCGGGCCACCGCGCAACCAAGUGUUGCAUGGUGAGGAAGAGGAUUUCUGAACUUACCUUGACUACAGACAGGAGGACGUUGCCCGAGAAAUAAGAGAGGUCUUUUCUCCUCUGCUGAGAGGUGCCCGCUGCUGCCGUGGACACGUGAUUCCUCUCAGAAGACUCCUGAAGGGCUUUAUCUACUGCAUACCUGCAAUGAACCAGGCCCUGGGCCAGGUCUCGAUUCCAGUCUGGUGAAUUAAACUCCAUUCCUGGCCUCAAGUCACUUGCACCCAGCUUAAAGAUGAGUGAAGAACAGUGGAUCUCUCUCACUCCAGAAGAAUUUGGCCAACUCCAGAAAUAUUCAGAAUAUUCCUCCAAGAAGAUAAAGGAUGUCUUGACUGAAUUUAAUGAGGGUGGGAGCCUCAAACAAUUUGACCCACAUGAGCCAAUUAGCUAUGAUGUCUUCAAGCUGUUCAUGAGGACAUACUUGGAGGUGGACCUCCCUCAGUCACUGAGCACUCACCUCUUCCUGGCCUUCAGCCAGAAGCCUAGACAAGAGACCCCUGACCACCCAAAGGAGGAGGCCAGCAGCAACGAGGCCAAUGGCCCAGAUUCCAACAUUCAGAAAGUGGGCAAUGCUGCCAAAGCAGACGAGGCCUGUGCCCCUGAUGCUGAAUCAAAGAUGACUGAGAAGCAAGCAGCAGUUGAAGACCAAGUGGCAGCACCCCCUCUGCAAGACGCUGCUGCUCAGUCUUCAAGCUCGAAAUCCUCCAUAGUGUACCUGAAGGAUGUUGUGUGUUACCUGUCACUGCUGGAGAUGGGGAGACCUCAAGAUAAGCUGGAGUUCAUGUUUCGUCUCUAUGAUUCAGAUGAGAACGGUCUCCUGGACCAAAUGGAGAUGGAUCGCAUUGUCAACCAAAUGCUGCAUAUUGCCCAGUACCUGGAGUGGGAUCCCACAGAGUUAAAGCCUAUACUGAAGGAGAUGCUGCAAGGGAUGGAUUACGACCAAGAUGGCUUUGUGUCAUUACAAGAAUGGGUUCAUGGAGGGAUGACCACCAUCCCCUUGCUGGUCCUCCUAGGGAUGGACGACUCUGCCUCCAAGGGUGACGGGAGACAUGCCUGGACCUUGAAGCACUUCAAGAAACCAACCUACUGCAACUUCUGCCACCUCAUGCUGAUGGGUGUUCGCAAGCAAGGCCUGUGCUGCGUUUACUGUAAAUACACUGUCCAUGAACGCUGUGUAUCCAAAAACAUUCCUGGGUGUGUCAAAACGUGCUCAAAACCCAAAAAAAGCGGCGAGGUGAUGCAGCACGCAUGGGUGGAAGGGAACUCCUCCAUCAAGUGUGACCGGUGCCACAAAAGUAUCAAGUGCUACCAGAGUGUCACCGCGCGGCACUGCGUGUGGUGCCGGAUGACGUUUCACCGCAAAUGUGAAUUAUCAACAUUGUGUGAUGGUGGGGAACUCAGAGACCAUAUUCUUCUGCCCACGUCGAUAUGCCCCAUCACCCGGGACAGGCAAGGUGGAAUAUCUGAUGGCAGCGUGUCAGCCAAGGGCGAACUUGUGAUGCAGUAUAAGAUCAUUCCCACCCCGGGUACCCAUCCCCUGCUGGUCUUGGUGAACCCCAAGAGUGGAGGGAGACAAGGAGAAAGAAUUCUUCGGAAAUUCCACUAUCUGCUCAACCCCAAACAAGUUUUCAACCUGGACAAUGGGGGGCCUACUCCAGGAUUGAACUUUUUCCGUGAUACCCCAGACUUCCGUGUUUUGGCCUGCGGAGGAGACGGGACAGUUGGCUGGAUUUUGGAUUGCAUUGAUAAGGCCAACUUUGCAAAGCAUCCACCAGUGGCGGUCCUGCCUCUUGGGACAGGAAACGACCUUGCCCGUUGCCUUCGCUGGGGAGGAGGUUACGAGGGGGGCAGCUUGACGAAAAUCCUGAAGGACAUUGAGCAGAGUCCCCUGGUGAUGCUGGACCGUUGGCAUCUGGAAGUCAUCCCCAGAGAGGAGGUAGAAAAUGGGGACCAGGUUCCGUAUAGCAUCAUGAACAACUAUUUCUCCAUUGGUGUGGAUGCUUCCAUUGCACACAGAUUCCACAUGAUGAGAGAGAAACACCCUGAAAAAUUCAACAGCAGGAUGAAGAACAAGCUGUGGUACUUUGAAUUUGGCACCUCGGAGACAUUUGCCGCCACCUGCAAGAAACUCCAUGACCACAUUGAGUUGGAGUGUGAUGGGGUUGGGGUGGACCUGAGCAACAUCUUCCUGGAAGGCAUUGCCAUUCUCAACAUUCCAAGCAUGUAUGGAGGCACCAAUCUCUGGGGAGAAACCAAGAAGAACCGGUCUGUGAUCUGGGAGAGCAGGAAGGGUGUCACUGACCCCAAAGAACUGAAAUUCUGCGUCCAAGACCUCAGCGACCAACUCCUUGAAGUGGUGGGGCUAGAGGGAGCCAUGGAGAUGGGCCAGAUCUACACCGGCCUGAAGAGUGCGGGCAAGCGGCUGGCCCAGUGCUCCUCCGUCACCAUCAGGACUAACAAGCUGCUGCCAAUGCAAGUGGAUGGAGAGCCCUGGAUGCAGCCACGAUGCACGAUUAAAAUUACCCACAAGAACCAAGCACCCAUGAUGAUGGGGCCUCCCCAGAAGAGCAGCUUCUUCUCACUGAGGAGGAAGAGCCGUUCAAAAGACUAAACAGUGCGCCAAAUGCCAGCUUAACCAUGAGAGAAAACAAGAAACUGUAACUACACAUUCAACACACACACAUUUAUGUGCACACAUACAUAUGCACACACACACAUUUCUCCAAUCAGUGGAAGCAAAGUCACCCUUCAGGAAGAAAACUUCACCUUGUCAUGCAGUCUACCCAUUUCAGUAAUGGGUAUACCCCAACAGAGCCAGCGCCAACAAAACAUUUUGAAGGGACUUAGGGCCCACACGGGUGUGGUUGGUUCAUGCGGCAGCCUCCACUUCCAUGGGUCUUGAGUAGAACUUUCUGAGACUGAAGGAGAAAUCCUCCUUUCUUUCCACCAGCCUGCAAGUUUCCUCAUGGACACUCGCAAGGAACAGACUACAGGUUUCCUGCCUAUGGUGAGAUCGGAUGUGGCCAAGGGAAAGCACUCCAGUUCCAAAGAACUUGCACAAAGCUCCCUCUGUACCGAGACAAAACGCCCUCCGGUUCUCAGAGCAUAAUCCUUGGCAGGGCCCAGCAAGCGCACGUUGGUUUCUUGGUUGUUCUUUCAGCGACAACUUCUCCCUGAACUUGCUGAGAAGGCAAAAAAAGGCCAUGGAAAACUGUGUUUCUUUCCAUUCUUGGUUUUCUGUGCCAUCAGUGGGCACUUGUUAUUUUCCCAAAGGCUUCUUCUGGUGGCUGUGUGUUUGUUUAGAGGCAGCUCCAAGAACCCCCAGAGCUCCCUGCGCAGCACACCUUAGAUGUGGUAUUUAUUUUCUUAACUCUGUGAACACCUGGGAGGGAAAAGCAGAGAAACUGGGAUUUAUUUUUUCAAAUUGGUGUCAUAAUAUUGUGUAAAAAGGGAAGAAAAAAAACCACCCCCAGCUUCUUUCUUUUUCAAGCCAGAGUGUGUUUCCUGUUUGAGUUCCAAGUCCUGGUGGCAGACUAUUCCUGAAGGCAGAAAAGAUGGGAUGGAAGGGACUUUGCUGCGGAAACCAGGAGACAAACCAUCAGGCAGUUUCCUCCUAUUUCUUUGCACUCCCCAAUCCCAGAGGAUGACCUGAAGGACCGUCUGAUGGUCGUGUGUGUGUGUGUGUGUGUGUGUGUGUGUGUGUGUGUAUGCAAUCUAUAUAUUUAUAUGUAUAAAUAUUUAUUUACAAUGGACUUUUCCUGAUUGGGGAAAAAACAUAGGUAGUAUGGGAACAAAACAUGAGAAAGAAAAAGAAAGUUAUACUCCCCUACUCCAUUUCAUUAUCAAGACACAUUACUCUAUGGUGGUCAUAAGGUUUAAGGGAAUGAAAGUAGCUCUUUAUCAUGAAGAGAUUGAGAACUCCUAUUCUGGAUCCUCAAAACAAUCAUGAAAGAUAUGCAGGGCAGGAUUUACUCUCCCAUUUUCAGAUAAGGAAAUUGAGUCUCAGAAAAGUUGAGGCUUGUCUGUAGAAUCUUGGCUAAUGUGGUUUGAGAGUAGGCGCCACUAAGAAGAUAUUUAACAGAGCAAAGAACAUCUCAGAAUUGGAUCAUUUAUGGUCACUGAGAAGUGAAUCCUCUUGGAUCCAGGUUGCCGGGGAAGAACACAUGGAUAGCACAUGCAUGGAUGGGACAAGCCCACAGGAGAAAACAGGGGUCUCAUGAUGCUUCUCAGGGGUUCAGUCUAGUCUGAACUGCAGUGAAGUUGAUCUGAGUUUGAAGGCACUGGGCAGAUAAUCAAAUUGAACUCUUCACAUGUCACCUCAUCAUGGUCAUCAUGGUCUUUCAGUUUGGAAACACCCCUAACUGCAAGGAUGACCUCAGUGGAGAGUCACAGGGAGGACUGAGGCACCUGCUGCAAGACACUGCCAUCUAGGACAAAGGGGUCUCAGGAGAGCUCAACGGGCUUCAUUCAGCUGGUGCCACAAUUACUCUUCUUUCCCAAGGGCAAGUCUGUGCAAAGCUUCAUUGGGUCUCCAUCCCUCUCUGAGAUUUCUCAAGAGGAAACUUGUGUCCACCUGACAUCAUUCCACUGAGCUGCCUCUAAUCUCCUUGCAUCAGGCCAGGAGCUUUGGCCAAGGAAGAGAAUAUUAAGAUUUUGUGUACAAGCUGAACCUAACUCUGAAGGAAGCAAUCCUCUAAGACCAUCUGGGACUAAGAUGUGGGACCAUUGUCCUCGACCUAACAGCACAGAAUCCUGGGCAAAGGGAAAACCAGGCUACGUGAAGAAUAUCCUUAAUGAUGGGAUCCUUGGUGAUGGGACCAACGAGUUCCAGAAUGACUACAGGUACUAUCUCAGAAGCCACUUGAUUCUGAAACUGAGGUGGGUUCAGGUUUGUGGUCACUGAUUCUAAGACACUUGCAGAAGUUUUUGCAUGUGUUUCAGUCCUGAUGCCCCAAGACUAAGACUGUUGAAACACGACACUAUCAACAGGUGAAAUUGAUUCUCAGCUCCUCACAAGUCUCAUGAAGUGGCUAUACAGAGACUGGCCCUUACCUGCACUACCCAAGUGCACAGGACUUGCAAUGUUGCUUGAGAUACAUACUUUAAGUUCUCCUUAGAAACCUCUGUGGAAUUGCACUUUCGAUUCGGUAACCUUAGUAAGUCUUGUGUUAUUUAAUCUUACUUUGCAGAUCAUCAUUUAAACACUGUGACUGUGGUUUCUUAUCAUAGAAUACUUCAUCAUAUUGACCUUCACAGAAACUUCUGAAGUUAGCAGAGAAGGUAUUAUUAUCUCAACAGUAAGAGAACAAGGCUUAAUGAGGUUAUAUGACUUCGCAGAGCCACACAGUUAGGGGAGAACAUAGUUCCUUAUUUCUUGUCGUAUUAUGAUUCUGUUCAUGCUACAGACAUGUUCUCACCUGCCCCCACACUUCCAACCCACUAGAAAUAAAAACAAUAAAACAGGAAAUCUUCA
Carlito syrichta (Philippine tarsier) is the source of this 5678-nucleotide messenger RNA. RefSeq names its product diacylglycerol kinase gamma (gene DGKG). The transcript is spliced from 25 exons. Lineage: Eukaryota; Metazoa; Chordata; Mammalia; Primates; Tarsiidae. The record is from RefSeq and is a predicted model, not a curated record. The coding region runs from base 441 to 2816 and encodes 791 amino acids. Gene Ontology annotation, biological process: diacylglycerol metabolic process; lipid phosphorylation; intracellular signal transduction. Gene Ontology annotation, molecular function: ATP-dependent diacylglycerol kinase activity; calcium ion binding. Gene Ontology annotation, cellular component: plasma membrane.